GUUUUGAUAAGUGGUGACUCAAUAAAGUGGCCGAAUGGACUUGCGUUGGACAUCUUAGAGCAACGUGUGUAUUGGGCGGAUGCAAAAGUGAAACUGAUAAUGUCGUGUGAUUAUUGGGGUGAGAACACUCGUCUGGUGAUAAGGUCACAUCAACGGCUCAAACAUCCGUUCUCGUUGACGGUCUUCGAGGAACGUUUGUAUUGGACGGAUUGGGAUCAUGAGGGCGUUCUGACCGCUAAUAAAUUCACUGGUAAUGACUUCAAAACAGUGAGUUUUAUUAAUUGUUUCAGUUUGAAUAUUAUGUGA
Molecule: messenger RNA, 306 nt
Organism: Anisakis simplex (herring worm)
Lineage: Eukaryota; Metazoa; Nematoda; Chromadorea; Rhabditida; Anisakidae
Source: the annotation of a GenBank genome assembly